AUGCUGUCACGAUAUCUAAGUCUAGUAGGACGAAGAAGCGCUGCACAAUACAGACCGCAGCGGCUACCAGCAAAGUUUGACAACGUAAUAGUGGCGAUGUCAUCUGGGGUAGAUUCCUCAGUUGCGGCAGCACUAUUUGCCGAAGAGUUUCCAAAUACCCGAGGUGUGUAUAUGCAAAACUGGUCUGAAUCACAAUCUUUGGAUGAUCCAGGCAAAGAACCGUGUUACGAGAAGGAUUGGAAGGAUGUGAACCGUGUCGCUAAACAUUUGAGCAUCCCAGUUGAAAAAGUUAAUUUCGAGCAAGAUUAUUGGAUUGAUGUAUUUGAGCCGAUGUUGAGAGGCUACAAUGAGGGGUCAACCCCUAACCCAGAUAUUGGUUGCAACAAAUUCGUCAAGUUUGGAAAGCUGAGAGAGUGGCUGAAUGAAAAGCAUGGGACGGAUAACUAUUGGCUUGUUACGGGCCACUAUGCCCGAGUAAUGCAGGAAAUAAAAGGAAAAGAGUUAUUCCGACUACUAAGAGGUAUUUACAGGCCUAAGGACCAAAGUUAUUACCUUUCCCAGAUCAAUUCAACAGCUCUAUCGUCGUUGCUGCUACCCAUAGGCCAUUUAACAAAGCCUGAAGUCCGAGAUUUAGCUAAGUAUGCGGACCUUCCGACUGCCGGAAAGCCAGACUCACAGGGGAUCUGCUUUGUUAACAAUUCGCAGCAUGGAAAAUUUAAGAAUUUUUUGAAGCAUUAUCUACCUAGUUCACCAGGUAAUAUCAUUACUUUUGACCCACAAUCCGGUGCCAAAACACAGUGGGGCAAACACGAUGGGAUGUGGUCUUAUACUAUCGGGCAGAAAAUUGGCAUAUCCAUGCCACAAGGUGACCCAAAUUACCAAGGACCCUGGUUUGUCAGCGAGAAACUGAAGGACACUAACGAAAUCGUAAUAGUCCGAGGGAGGGAUAAUGCCGCUUUAUACAAGGAUACCAUUCGAAUCGAAAACUUCGCCUCAUUGAGCCCCAAGGAGGAUACUAUCAAUGCUCUUCGGGAUAUUAGUGCCUUGACUUUGCAGUUUCGGUCGCUUCAGGUCCCAGUCCAGAUUAAUUCGUGCACGCUGAAUAGUUCUGCUGAAAACCUCGACAUAACGAUAAAUGUAGCCUCAAAACAACGUGCCAUGGCUCCUGGACAAUCUUGUUGUCUCUAUGUUGGCGAUAGAGUAAUUGGGAGUGGGCCCAUUUCGCAUGUAAAUAAUAAUGAUUGA
Messenger RNA from Saccharomyces mikatae IFO 1815, 1245 nucleotides. RefSeq names its product tRNA-5-taurinomethyluridine 2-sulfurtransferase (gene SLM3). The record is from RefSeq and is a predicted model, not a curated record. NCBI's taxonomy places the organism in Eukaryota, Fungi, Ascomycota, Saccharomycetes, Saccharomycetales, Saccharomycetaceae. Gene Ontology annotation, cellular component: mitochondrion. Gene Ontology annotation, molecular function: sulfurtransferase activity. Bases 1 to 1245 code for a protein of 414 amino acids. Gene Ontology annotation, biological process: tRNA wobble position uridine thiolation. The transcript has a single exon.